UAUAUACUAAUGUCAUUAAGAUAAUGUUUUAGAGCAACAAUGCAGUGAUUCUUGCCCUUAACCUUAGCUCACAAAUAACCGCAAUGUACACCUGGUGUGUGGUCAGCUAUCAGCCAUCAAAACGUAGAGGGUCAAACCAUUCUGAGAUAACCAGCGAGAUGGAAACCAAGGUGACAUCAGAGUCCAAAUCCAAUGGUGUGACGAAUGGAGGGGCAAGGAUUGCUGUGGAUGAUGAUGAUGAUGAUGAUGAAGUUCUUAGCCCAACCGACCUGUCUGAGGUGUUAGCCGAGGGGACCAAGGAGUCCCACGACAGAGCAGAGAACUGCCAGUUUGUUAGAGAUUUCCUCAGAGGCCGCAUCGAAAAGGAGCUGUUCAAGAGGGGUACAGCAGCUCUAUACUUCGUCUACUCGGCCAUGGAGGAGGAGAUUGAGAAGAACCGAGACCAUCCUCACAUUGCCCCAAUCUAUUUCCCCGCAGAGCUGCACCGGCGUGAGGCCCUGGCCCGGGACCUCGAGUAUUUCUAUGGAGAGGACUGGGAGAAACAGAUCAGCCUCUCUGCAGGCACCAAGCCUUAUGUUGACCGCAUCCACAAGGUGGGAGAGGAGGACCCGGUGCUGCUGGUGGCCCACUCCUACACCCGCUACAUGGGUGACCUCUCAGGCGGACAGAUACUAAAGAAAGUGGCCCAGAGGGCACUGAAGCUCCCCUCGACAGGCGAGGGUCUCAACUUCUACCAGUUUGAGGGCAUCCAUAGUCACAAGGGCUUCAAGCAGCUUUACCGAAGCAGGAUGAACGAGCUGGAACUGGACGCUGAGACCAAAGAGAGGAUUGUGGACGAGUCCAACCGGGCCUUUGGCUUUAACAUGACGGUAUUCACAGAGCUUGAAGAGAUUGGGAAGACCAUCAAAGAAGAAGUCCAAGAUGCAGGUUUUGGACACAGUCAUGCAGAGAUCAUGGAGGGAGGUGAUGUCAACAAGUGCACCUACUAUGCAGCAAAAAUGGCUGCCAGUGGAAAUCCCACCUCUGCAUGCCAAUUAGCCAUGAUGCUUCUCAGACAUCCACCCUGUCAGGUGGCUCUGGCCGCCUGGGUGGCCAUCUUUGCUGGUUUCACUGCCUGGUACCUUCUGUGAGCUCAAUCUGCCGAUCACCUCUGAGCACAGAGCAGAGGACAUUGUUGCAUCCUGCCAAACAUAAUCCUCUUCACUUUGACUCGUCCUGCCUGAAAUUAGCAAAGACUUUAUGAUGCAUUUGCUUUGUAUGCUGUAGUCAUUGGCAAUAUGCAUACAAGGUUUAGAGACAUGUUACCAUGUAGAAAUAUUAAAUGCAUUCUUUUCUACAAUGUGAUUAUAUUAUUAGUUGAAUGUAUUUAAUAUGAAAGAUACACUGAUGUACAAAUUGCCAUACUUUUUGUCAUGCUUGGUGAUUGAGGUGUCUCUGAUUCUAAAUAAACAACAGUCAAGUUUAAUGAGUAAAAAUG
Siniperca chuatsi (mandarin fish) is the source of this 1477-nucleotide messenger RNA. RefSeq names its product heme oxygenase 2a (gene hmox2a). Gene Ontology annotation, biological process: response to oxidative stress; heme oxidation; heme catabolic process. The transcript is spliced from 7 exons. Gene Ontology annotation, molecular function: heme binding; heme oxygenase (decyclizing) activity. The record is from RefSeq and is a predicted model, not a curated record. The coding region runs from base 84 to 1130 and encodes 348 amino acids. NCBI's taxonomy places the organism in Eukaryota, Metazoa, Chordata, Actinopteri, Centrarchiformes, Sinipercidae.